AUGGAGCUCACCAUCGCUGAGUAUCACGACGCCCUGCGUGCUGGCUGCACCACCUGCGCGCGCACCGUCUCCGACUAUCUCUCCCGCAUCGCUCUGUACAAUCCCACCCUGGGCGCCCUCAUCACCAUCAACCCCCACGCCCUCGAUGACGCCCAGCGCAAGGAUCGAGAGGGCCUACCCCAUCCUCUACUCCCUCUCCACGGCGUCCCCGUCAUCGUGAAAGACACCUAUGCCACCGCCUGUAUGCCCACCACCUCGGGCGUUCGCGCCCUCCGCUCCCUCACCACCAAGGUAGACGCCCUUGUCGUGCAGCGCCUCCUCGCCGCGGGGGCCAUCCUCCUCGCCAAGGCCAACCUGCACGAGUUCUCCCUCGAAGGCGUCACACUGUCCUCGCUUGGCGGACAGACCCUGAACCCGUACGAUCUGACUCGCACCCCAGGCGGUUCGUCCGGCGGCACGGCGGCCGCGUUGGCGGCUAACCUCGCCUUGGUGGGCUGCGGCGGCGACACGGUCAACUCGAUGCGAUCGCCUGCGUCGGCGUGCUCGCUCGCCGGGCUCCGGCCAUCUAAAGGACGCGUUGAGAAGACGGGCAUCAUGCCGGUGACGUGGACGCAGGACGUCGCGGGCCCGAUGGCUAGGACGGUCCGAGACGUGAGAAUCUUAUUCGAUGUAAUGAAGAAUCCGUCAGAGGUCCCGUCUUCUUUACCUGGGCCUGAGCCAGUAUCUGUUUCUAUCCCUCUCCCCUUAAAGCCUUCAGUCGCAGACACAAACACCAACCCAAUCCACAAAAUCGGUAUCUUAAUCGAUUACUUCCCCGACGAAUCCACGCCCGACGGGCCCGUCAUUCUCCAAACCAUCACACAGGCCUUACAUCUCGUCGCCUCCAAGACAUCCAACAGGAUUCAGUUCCUGCCUCUCCCGCACCAACCGACCUGGGACGUUGCACGGCUCCGCGCAGAGGCCGAUACCCAGGCGUUUGAGUUCCGGUCCGCGAUGGAUGAUUUUCUUCAGUCGUCGAUUGUGGAAUAUACACCUCAUCGGACUCUGGAGUCUGUUACUGCUAGUGGGGAGUUCUGUGCGGAGGCUCUCACGCCGGCGUUUUGGCAGACGCAGCAGGGUCAGAAGGAGAGCGAGAAUGAGAAUGAGAACGAGGAAGAGGAAGAAGGAAAUAUAUACACCCCCACGAGCCCACAAUACCGCAAACGUCUCUCCACCAUCGCAUCCCUCAAAGACUCCGUCUCUGCCUGUUUCGACAAUCUCGGUCUCACUGCCAUCGUGUAUCCGCAUCAACGCCAGCUCGUGGCUCGCGUGGGCGAAACCGUUCAGCCGGGGAGAAAUGGCAUACUGGCUGCGUUGGUGGGUUGGCCGGCCGUUUGUAUUCCUGCAGGCUUCAGUCCCCCCGAUGAAACCGCGCCAUUGGGCGUUCCAAUCGGAAUCGAACUCAUGGGACGGUUUGGGCAAGAUGAACAGGUCCUCGAGCUGGGGGAGGUGUUUGAGGGGAUUGUUCAUGGGCGGAAGACACCUUUGUUGGAGGGAGUUGGUGGGUUGUGUAGGGAUGGGUAG
Aspergillus affinis is the source of this 1563-nucleotide messenger RNA. RefSeq names its product amidase. The transcript is spliced from 2 exons. Bases 1 to 1563 code for a protein of 520 amino acids. NCBI's taxonomy places the organism in Eukaryota, Fungi, Ascomycota, Eurotiomycetes, Eurotiales, Aspergillaceae. The record is from RefSeq and is a predicted model, not a curated record.